GUAGUGCUCACUAAAUAGAUUUAAUGCAGUACAAAAUGUCAGCCAGAAAGAGUCUAGUCCAGUCCACCUACCAGCCUACUGGCCCUGUGCUCUCAAAGUGUGGCUACUGUAAAUCAGAGAAUACAUUCAUGGUGGAGUCUAUGUGGGCCCUGCGAUUGACCUGCCAAGAUUAUCAAGAUUUAGUGGAUCGAGGAUUUCAAAGAUCCGGAAAGUUUGUUUAUCGGCCAGUCAUGAAAGAGACAUGCUGUCCACAGUACGUAUUUCGUACUGAUGUGACAAACUUUAAGCCGAACAAAUCUCAGAGAUACGCUCUGCGAAAGUUUAAGCGUUUUCUCGUGGAAGGUAGACCUGACAUUGUUGUUGAACCAACAGAUCGUGAUGCAUGCAAUCGAGUGGAUCUUACUCCUCCCGAUGUCGCCACUACUCAAGCAGUACGACCGGGCACACCAACACGCAAGAAUAAAGAAGUCAAACCCGGUCUUGGUCCGGACCCGAACAAACCUCUCGCUCAAAAGGCCAAGGACAUUCGUAAACAAAAGAGACGACAAAAGGCUUUGUCGAAAUGUACCACUCCUGUUUCUAUGGCGAGCUCUCGAAGUUCUCCAGUACCACAACUCGUAGACUAUCCAUUAGAUGAUCUCAUUUCAGUUUCGCUACCAAACUCGGAUGAAUGUAAACACAAGUUUGAGUGUCGUCUUGUACAAGUCAGCCCCCCUUCUCAAAUGUACACGGACUCCGCUGAGGAAAGCUUCCAAGUAUUUGUCAAGUUUCAGAUGACCAUUCACAAAGAGAAAGAAGAGGAUUGUACUAUCAGAAUCUAUCGAGACUUUAUUGAGCAGUCUCCACUGCUUCCAAUGGAAGGAAGUCCCGGAAUGCCCUGUGGGUACGGAACAUUUCAUCAACAAUAUUUGAUUGACGGGAAACUGUUUGCUGUCGGGGUAUUGGACAUUCUCCCGCGAGGCGUUUUGUGCGAGUAUUUCUACUACGACCCGGCGUAUCGAUUCCUCGCUCCUGGUGUGUGUGGUGCUAUGAACGAGAUUGCGCUGACUCAGCAGAUGUACAAAGUGACACCGUCUAUACAGUAUUACUACAUGGGAUAUUACGUUCAAAGUUGCCCGAAAAUGAAUUACAAGAGCCAGUACAGUGCUUCAAGUCUAUUGUGCCCGGAGACGUAUACAUACGUUCCGUUGCAGCUGUGUGUGCCCAAGCUCAUCUCCUCAGGCUAUUCUCGAUUGGCGGAAGAUUCUGUUUCAACUGUGGUGGAAAAUGUUACUCAAGAAGAGCUAGACUUGCUGCCUGUGUUCUCGUUGAUGCAUGCUUCAGAGCAACCUGAGUAUCAAGAUAUGACCUACCGCGAGUUUAAAGCUCUCUAUGGUGAUAUUAGGAAACGGAUGAUUGAAGACUAUGCUAGAAUAGCAGGACUUGAAGUAGCCAUGAGAAUGACAAUAUACCUAUCGUGUUAACAGUGUGUUUAUAUAAUAUGUGUGCAUUAAUUACCUUCGUAUUUUGUAUACAAACAUUUUUAUUGGAAUUGUCUUAUAACACCCUGCAUUUGUACUGUAUAUAAUUAUGAUAUUUAGCGAGUGUCUUGAAACUUGUGAAA
This is a messenger RNA of Halichondria panicea, 1603 nucleotides long. Its product is annotated as arginyl-tRNA--protein transferase 1-like. Gene Ontology annotation, biological process: protein arginylation. The coding region runs from base 24 to 1463 and encodes 479 amino acids. Gene Ontology annotation, cellular component: cytoplasm. The transcript has a single exon. Gene Ontology annotation, molecular function: arginyl-tRNA--protein transferase activity. The record is from RefSeq and is a predicted model, not a curated record. Lineage: Eukaryota; Metazoa; Porifera; Demospongiae; Suberitida; Halichondriidae.